AUGGGAGCGUCCGAGCCCCCCAACUUCUCGUGGGUGGCGGAGGGGCGGCUGGCGGGCCUGGGCAUGCCGCGGGAGCCGGGGCACUACCGGUUCCUGCUGGGCCAGGGCGUGCGGCACCUGGUGUCGCUGUCAGAGCGGGCACCCCCGCACCACGGCUGCUGCCCGGCCAUCCACCUCCACCGGCUCCGUGUGCCCGACUUCAGCCCUCCGACACCCGGGCAGAUCCAGAGCUUCCUGCAGCUGGUGGAGGAGGCCAACGCCCGCGGUGAGGCUGUGGCAGUGCACUGCAUGCUGGGACACGGCCGGACGGGCACCAUGCUGGCCUGCUACCUGGCGAAGGCACAGAAGAUGAAUGGCAACGACGCCAUCUGGGAGAUCCGACGGCUGCGGCCCGGCUCCAUCGAGACACGGGAGCAGGAGCAAGCCGUGAUCCAGUUCUGCCAGCGCGUUUGUGCUGGAGAGGACAGCGAGGAUGCGUGAACACGACCGUCUCCUCGGGGCAGCGUGUGCUGGAUGGG
Messenger RNA from Haliaeetus leucocephalus (bald eagle), 518 nucleotides. It is a transcript of the gene DUSP23, whose product is annotated as dual specificity phosphatase 23. Bases 1 to 480 code for a protein of 159 amino acids. Lineage: Eukaryota; Metazoa; Chordata; Aves; Accipitriformes; Accipitridae. Gene Ontology annotation, biological process: protein dephosphorylation; cilium assembly. The transcript has 3 exons. The record is from RefSeq and is a predicted model, not a curated record. Gene Ontology annotation, molecular function: protein tyrosine/serine/threonine phosphatase activity.